AUGAAGAAUCGGAGAGAAAGGAGGAUUUCCGUCAGACGACCGACUGUACCGGUGGAUCGGAGGUGGUCCUGUUCUUCCUCCCACCACGAUUCCCAGCUUUUGUUCGCCGGAACACCGAUUCCACCGUGGUUUCUGAUCCACGCUGACCAGUCGUCCCAGUCUUCAACGAUUUUCUGCCCUUCUUCAAUCUUGAGUACACGAUGGUCAAAUAGUGGAUCAAUGGGAGCCAGUCACACCGACUCUGUCAAAACAUCACUACAGGUCUAUUUAGAAAUCCAAACAAGAAAAUUCCUUGUUGACUACGAACGCAUUCCAGCAACAGAUGAAAAAUCACCCAAGGAACAUGAUUUUGAUACGUUGGUUGAUAGAAUUUCAAGAGCUGAUCUUAAGACAGAAAUAAUCUUUAACUGCCAAAUGGGGCAUGGGCGUAUUACCACAGGGAUGGUCAUUGCCACAUUGAUCUAUUUAAAUCGAAUAGGAGCUUCUGGCCUGGGUAGACCCGUCUUUUGGCACAACAUGAGAGAAGAACCUGUUAUUUACAUUAAUGGAAAGCCCUUUCUGCUUCGUGAGGUUGAAAGACCCUACAAAAACAUGCUCGAGUAUACGGGAAUUUACUGUGAAAGAGUGGAGAGAAUGGAAGCUCGACUGAAAGAAGAUAUUCUCAAAGAACCUGAACGUUAUGGAUGGCAUCAUUAUGUCUUAUUGCCCCGGGCAACAUAUUUCUUUGGACCGGCCCUGGGUCCUUGCAUUGCAAUUGCCUAUUUAUCGGUUCUAAAGGACUGUGAGAUUCAUUGCUUUCAUGAAGGAUUGGAAGUCAAACGACUUGGUGGUCUCCAUGUCAUUGGGACAUCUUUGCAUGAGUCCCGAAGAAUUGAUAAUCAGCUUCGUGGCAGAGCAGGAAGGCAAGGAGAUCCUGGAUCAACACGCUUCAUGGUCAGAAUGAUUCCAUAUAUAUGUGCAAGCAAGCACAUGCCUUGUGAAAAAGGGAAAUCUAUUCUAGUCAUUCUCUUUAACAAGGCAACCUUAAAGUUGAUUUUUUAAACCUGAUGUUUAAAACUACAUUGAGUGUGAGAUAGAAGUUUAUGCAGAGAAGGAAAAAGAUAGAAGUUUUUGAGGAUGUUGCUGAUGAAAAAGAUA
Lactuca saligna is the source of this 1137-nucleotide messenger RNA. The record is from the annotation of a GenBank genome assembly. Lineage: Eukaryota; Viridiplantae; Streptophyta; Magnoliopsida; Asterales; Asteraceae.